UCAUGUUAAACUGCGGCAUAGUAUCUCAGUGACCUGGCACUAUAAAUCGGCAAUAGUCUGGGCUAGUACAAGCAAAAUUCAUUUCAACAACGAAUUCAAAGCUUCUUUAUCGACAAACACCAUGUACUUGUGGCUCAUACUGCUGUGUUCUGAGAAAAUGAGUGAGCGACGUGCACGGUUAUAACGACACACAGUGGCAUACGAUGAGCAUGGCAGGUUCCGGCUGGAAAUACACCCCGGACACGACACUGUGUAUCAACUUUCUCAACCAGAAGCUGUGUGUGGACCUCAACAUGGAUCUGAGUCCGGCUGACAGAAGUGUAGCUCAGGCGAUGCAGGUCAUGGCGGAGGAACAUCUGUAUUGGUGUCUCGUCCUCUUCCGAUGGAGAUUGACAACGACAAAUCAUUUUUAUCAAGUGCAUUGGAGUCAAGGCUUGGAGUCAUGGCUUGGGGCGACACACAGAAGGGGAGAUAGCUGAGAUGGUUAAGAAGGAUCUACAAUCCCUGUCUGACUUCAUGGGGACGAAGAAGUUCCUGAUGGGGGACGAGCCCUGUGAGGCUGACUGCGCUGUGUUCGGUCAGCUGUCACAGUUCUACUGACAGUUCCUGGGCACUGGGCAUGAGGACAUCAUUAAAGAAACAUCUGGUGCUGUUCCUACUGCUGGUACACCCUGUUUUAGAGACUGCUAUGGCAUCCUCCCAAGCUGCGAGACGAGAUGCAAGUAACGAUGCGAGUCGAAAUACAAGUCAAGUUGCAAGUCGAGAUGCAAGUAAUGAUGCAAGUCGAGAUGCAAGUCCAGAUGCCAGUAGUGAUGCAAGUCGAGAUGCCAUUAGUGAUGCAAGUCGAGAUGCAAGUCGUGAUGCCAGUAGUGAUGCAAGUCAAGAUGCAAGUCGAGAUGCAAGUCGAGAUCCCAGUCGAGAUCCCAGUCGAGAUGCAAGUCGAAAUGCAAGUCGAGAUGCAAGCAACGAUGCAAGUCGAGAUGCAAAUAGUGAUGCCAGUCGAGAUCCCAGUCGAGAUGCCAGUCGAGAUGGAAGUCACGAUGCAAGUCAUGAUGCAAGUCAAGAUGCAAGUCGAGAUGCAAGUAGUGAUGCAAGUCGUGAUGCCAGUCGAGAUGCCAGUCAAGAUGCCAGUGAUGAUGCAAGUCGAGAUGCAAGUCAAGAUGCUAGUCAAGAUGCCAGUCGAGAUGCAAGUCAAGAUGCAAGUCGAGACACAAGACAUGAUGCAAGUCUAGAUGCAAGUCAAGAUGCAAGUCAAGAUGCAAGCCAAGAUGCAAGUCGAGAUGGAAGUCGAGAUGGAAGUCAAGAUACAAGUCGAGAUGUAAGUCGAGAUGCAAGUCAAGAUGCAAGACAUGAUGCCAGUCGAGAUGCAAGUCGAGAUGCCAGUCGAGAUGCAGGUCGUGAUCCAAGGCGAGAUACAUGUCAAGAUGCGAGUCAGGAUAAGUGUGAACCGUGUCGCUGUUCUUUUUGUGGAGAGAAGGUUAAAGCUGAUUGUUCGCAUCUGAAACUAGACAAGGUCCCAUCACAUCUGUUACCCAACAUAACUGAGCUCAAUCUUUUAGGAAACAACAUCCAUCGUUUGGAAAAUAGAUCUCUCAGUUAUCCAAAUCUUACCAUAUGUAAUAUAUCUUCCAAUAGACUGAAUUAUAUUGAACUUUAUGCCUUUCAACAACUAAGAAACCUUGAAAUUUUGCACCUUGAUAAUAAUAAUUUAUCUAUAACAGAGGUCUUUCGUCACAGACUGUUUAAACAUCAGACAAAACUUAAGAAGCUCUAUAUAAACCAAAAUAAUAAAUCUCGCCCUUACGAUGCUAGCGUAGACCGAACAUUAGAAAGUAGACACCAAAAAAGUGUAUUCAAAUAUAGCUCAAAUUCCAGUUCCAAAAUGAAAGACAAUCAUCACAUUGGGAAUAUAUUUGGACGCGAUGCUUACCCAGGUUGUGCUUUCAAAGAUUUAGUAUCAUUACAAGAACUAUACAUUGAUGGAACGGAAAAACUAUAUUUUGGCAAGGAAUUCAAGAAUCUGAAGCACCUCCGGUUACUAUCACUAGGGGGGGCGUUUAGGACAUGUUACACGCGUUACUUGAAGAAUGACACAUUUGAGAAUGUGCCUCACUUACAGAAUCUGGAUCUGUCUUACUGUCUGUUGGUUGACAUUGAACUAUCAUCUUUUGAAGUGCUAAAGAAUCUAAGUAACCUCGAAAUGUCACAUAACAGAUAUCUGGGAAUUCCAAAAAUGGGACAAGCUAUGUAUGGAUUGCAGAACUCGUCUCUGAGAGUGCUAAACGUAAACGGAUUAGGACGAUUAAUGGGGCUUAGUACUAUGUUGACAGCUAAAGAUAUCCAGUAUCUAAAGCAUACGAAAUUAGAGGAAUUGCACAUUCAAGGAAACAGAAUAGAAAUAAUUGAUAGAAAUGUAAUGAUUAACCUUCCAACAUCUCUCAGAGGAAUAUCUAUCAAAGGUAAUCACCUUUCGUUUGGUCUUUAUAUGCUGGUAUUGUCCACGCUGACAAAUUUGGAGUGGCUGGAUGCCUCCCAUCAAAGUACAUCGCAUAUUUCCUUCUUUGAUACCGCAAGCCUUCAUUCACGUCACCUUCUGCAACUGAAUAGACACAUACCUUUCAGUGGCAAUAUUACACUUUAUGUUCCUCCAAAUGUUACAUUUGUCGAUUUAAGUCAUUCUAAAAUGGUUUUUGAAGUUAUUCGUUUCGAAAUCGGCCCAAACAAACUUCGUGAAGCAGAUAUAUCAUUUAAUUAUUUUACCAGUUGGACGGGUCCCAUCAUAGGGCUAACACAGCUGGAAAAAUUAGAUGCUUCUAAUAAUUUCUGUGAAUACCUAGCAGAGGGAGUGUUAACGUACUUUCCAUCUUUAAAACAUCUUGACUUUGGUUCCAAUUACCUUGGUUAUACCCUGACGGAUGACACCUUUGGUGAAAUUCCUUUUCUAGAAUAUCUCGACUUAUCAAAUAAUAAGAUAAGUUCACUUCCAAAGCUUAUCUUCAAGAACAAAAAUCUGCUUAAAAUCCUUAAUCUAAGUUCCAAUUAUUUGAUGUCGUGGAAUAUAGAAAUAAACAAUUUUCAUAUGUCCGUUAUAAAUUUAUCAAGAAACACCUUUGACGAAGUUCCAUCUCUUCUGCGCCAUCAAGUCAGUUGUAUGGUAAGUAGGGAUUUUCAGCUGUUCUUUAAUGACAACCCUCUCAAGUGCAAUUGCUUAACUUUGAAUUCAUUGAAAUGGAUGAGAGAUCAUGCUUCGAAAUUACAUAAUCUUGAUGACAUCAGCUGCCGUGAUGACAGCAACAGACGACUAUUCUUGAAAGACAUCCAUCAAAUCAUCUUCGAGCUUGACAAAAAGUGUACCUCCUACCUAGGUAUUUCUAUCGGGGUUCUCUGUCUUGUGAUGCUAGUUCUCUGUUUGUGCAUAACAGGUAUCGUGUACAGGUUUAGAUGGAAACUGAGGUAUCUUUACUAUCUCAUACGGAUGAAACACAGGGGUUACCUUGCUGCUGGGGAGGAAGAAGAGGGUGGGCCACAGUUUGAGUUUGAUGCCUUCAUUUCCUACGCUGACGAAGACCGUGGGUUUGUUGUUGAGAACAUGAGGCAGAUAUUGGAGGGACAGCAUGGACUUCGGCUCUGUAUCCACCAUCGAGACUUUCUCGUGGGGGAAGCUAUUGCUGCCAACAUUCUAAACGCUGUCAAAUCAAGCAGGAAGACGGUGAUCGUCCUGUCAAGGAACUUCUUGAGGAGCUACUGGUGUAAGUACGAAGUGGAGAUGGCCAAAAUGGAGAGUAUUUACACUGGACGAAACACACUGCUGGUGGUAGUCCUGGAGAAUAUUCCUGUGAAGGACCUGACCCCUGAUAUUGUGGAGCUGAUGCGUCAAGACUCUUACGUAGAGUACACAGAUGAUCGGGAAGGUCAGGAGGUGUUUUGGCAAAAUCUUGAACGUGCUCUACGUAUUGUGUAGUUGGUUGUUAAGAUGUAGGAGCAUGAUCUAUGUGAUUGUAGAUGUUUCACAAUUGAUCAGACCUUUUUUUAAUUUUCUACUUUCUUACAUUUUACUUCAAUGAUACCUGGAGAUACAUUUUAUCAUUCAUUUCCUUAAAUGUUUUGUUGUGGUUUAUUGUUGAGGUUGUGUGUUGUGCUUGGAUUGAUCUUCCCCCUCGUAUUGUCUUCUCCAUAAUAACCUGAUAUAUCUACAGUUUACCAUGCAUGUGUUAUGGUAGGUGUAUGUUUUAAUAUUAUUACCGUUUUGUUUCUCCUCUGUGACAUUAUGCUGAGCACACAGAGGUUUCGACUUACAUGUACAUAGUCUUCGGUUGCUAUACUGGAAUCAGUUAAACUGUACAUCUUCAUGACUGCAGGACAGGUGUGUCAAGGAUAUGGAGUUUCAGACAUUUGAAGCUUUCGGAUAUCAUUUGAGUCACAGAAGGUCUAAUAGUGUGUUUUCUAUUGCGUAUUACCUUGUUAUUUUUCCUGUAGAAUUAAGUGAGGCAUAUCACAUGAGGGUGUGGCAGUGGUGUUUGACUUUACAUUAUCGUUCUACUGAUGUUUUGGCAUGCACUCAACUGUAACUUUGAUCUGUAGGAGAAGGGAGUGUUUAGCACAAGUUUUUGAAAUUACCCAAAUUUCGUUAUAUAAUUUUUUCUAGUGAGAUAAAGGUUGAAACUUACAGAUGGCUUUUCAAUCCAAAAUUAAAAAACAAAACAAAUUUAAUUAUAUAUCCAUGUUGUCAGGGGUUUAAUUACAUUCUUACAUGAAACUAAAAUGCACAACGAGAUAAACAUGUACAUCAAUGUGUUAGGCAAUUCUCACUGAACACCCAUUGCCUUCAAAGCUAGAAACUGAGCCACAAGACCAGUCUGAUGUACCAUCUCAUCUCAAAUGAUGUGUUCAAGCAAUAAUAUAUUCUUAUUUUUCACAUGAUUCUUGCUUACUUUUAUCGACUGUAUCUAUGAACAUAUUGUAAUUUUUACGUUUGUUUAAGAAUAAUAAAUAAAUAGGUUUGCUUUCA
This is a messenger RNA of Haliotis rufescens (red abalone), 5008 nucleotides long. RefSeq names its product toll-like receptor 4. Gene Ontology annotation, molecular function: protein binding; transmembrane signaling receptor activity. Bases 620 to 3961 code for a protein of 1113 amino acids. The transcript has 4 exons. Gene Ontology annotation, cellular component: membrane. Gene Ontology annotation, biological process: toll-like receptor signaling pathway; immune response. NCBI's taxonomy places the organism in Eukaryota, Metazoa, Mollusca, Gastropoda, Lepetellida, Haliotidae. The record is from RefSeq and is a predicted model, not a curated record.